Molecule: messenger RNA, 674 nt
Organism: Musca vetustissima
Lineage: Eukaryota; Metazoa; Arthropoda; Insecta; Diptera; Muscidae
Product: PTB domain-containing adapter protein ced-6-like
Exons: 2
Source: RefSeq, a predicted model, not a curated record
CGUUGAUCGUUUAGAGUCUAGUACAGCAUGGAGAAAACGGCGAAAAUAUCACAAUUAAAGUUUUGGAAUAAACAGAACAACAGCACAAGCAAGGACAAAGACAAGGAUGCUGAUGCAGUAACGGAAACUAAGAACGGUGCUAACAAAGAUGAUUCGAAGGCAGGAAAGCGCAACUGGUUGCAUACACCCGAAGCCCUUAUCAAUGGUCAUGUAGUCUAUCUAGUCAAAUUCUUUGGCAAUGUCCCCGUGGACCAACCCAAGGGUAUUGAAGUCGUCAAGGAUACCAUACGUAAACUGCAAUUUGCCCAACAGAUGAAGAAGGCAGAAACGGGUACACAGGAGAAAUUCAAAAAAGUCGAAAUCACCAUUAGUGUCGAUGGUGUAGCCGUGCAGGAGCCACGCACCCAAAAGAUUCUCCAUCAAUUUCCGCUGCACAAUAUCUCGUAUUGUGCCGACGAGAAAGGUGUCAAGAAAUUCUUUAGUUUUAUUGCGAAAACUGUAAAGCCCGCAACGGGAGAUACGAGCAGCUCCAAUGGUCGCGGCAGUAGUCCCGACGGUUCGACCCAGUCGUCAUCAACCACCGAAGAUACACAUGAAUGUUUUGUGUUCAUUUCGAAUAAGUUGGCAUCGGAUAUAACAUUGACCAUCGGUCAGGCAUUUGAAUUGGCAUUUAG